AUGUCCAGCACAAACGGCGCCGCCUCGCCCCAAAAAACGACAUCGCCAACGCGACGCCAUCAGAUCAAGCGGUCGCUCUCCGAGUUGACAUCCCCGGGCAAGUCUGGCCGACGUAAGGACCGCCUGGGCAACGGCAACCACGGUGAAGGAAGCGCCGUGGCGGGUAGCAACGGCAACCGGCAUCUUCGCCAACCGCAUCUCGCUCCGGGCGGCGACGCUCGGAUGUCUCUCGACAUGUCGCAUGGCAGCAACUUCUCCCCUGCCAUGAGUCCUGAUCAGAGCAGGCGAGGCAGCGUGCUGAAUUCACAACUCGCACCACCGUCGGCCAGGGAGAAUAAUGACAGAGAGGAGGAGCAAAGAGCGAGCUCGUCAGAGGCUCGCAAUGCCGAGCUGCGGAAGAAUCAGGCGAGAAUCGCUGGCAGUACUGAGACCCUGACGCAGUCACUCAUCGAACUCAACGACUUCUCGGCCAAUGCCUCUCGACAACUCGACGAUGCCUACUACGCUGUGCUCGAGAAGAUGAGCGCCUUGCACUCUACGAUUACGUCGCUCAAGGGGCUGGCCGAGACGUCGCACGCAACAUAUGACACGUUUGAAAAGGACUGUCGCGGGCUGGAGAACCAGAUUGCGACGCAGCUAGGCGCCAUGGGUCACUUUCAGAACCACCAGACAAAGGUGGCAUCGCUGCAGAAGCGCAUCAACAAGGGACGCGCCAGGGUCAAGGCGCUGAGCGACCGGGUGGACACGGUGCGGCAGCGGAUUGAGAAGUGGGAGCGCGCGGACCGCCAGUGGCAGGAGAGCACGCGGCGCAGGCUCAAGAUUAUCUGGUCCGUCAUGUCGGUUGCUGUGCUGGUGCUGAUUGCCCUCAUGUGGACGGUGAGCAGCUCCUCGCAUGACGCGCGGGCGCCGGGUGCCGGGCCAACAGACAACCUGGGCCGCGCCAUUUCGAUACUCGAGCCGUUGAACGCCGCUGAUUCGAGGCAGCCGCCGGGGCCCGAAGGCAAGGAAGCACAGACGAGGAUUCAGUGGAAGACGCCUGCGCGGGGAAGGGAUGGCUUGCGUGCAUUCGACGAGCUCUGA
This is a messenger RNA of Beauveria bassiana ARSEF 2860, 1080 nucleotides long. RefSeq lists its product as uncharacterized. The record is from RefSeq and is a predicted model, not a curated record. NCBI's taxonomy places the organism in Eukaryota, Fungi, Ascomycota, Sordariomycetes, Hypocreales, Cordycipitaceae. The transcript is spliced from 2 exons. Bases 1 to 1080 code for a protein of 359 amino acids.